Messenger RNA from Sebastes umbrosus (honeycomb rockfish), 2352 nucleotides. RefSeq names its product solute carrier family 35 member E4 (gene slc35e4). The transcript has 2 exons. Gene Ontology annotation, cellular component: Golgi apparatus. The record is from RefSeq and is a predicted model, not a curated record. Lineage: Eukaryota; Metazoa; Chordata; Actinopteri; Perciformes; Sebastidae. The coding region runs from base 62 to 1210 and encodes 382 amino acids. Gene Ontology annotation, molecular function: antiporter activity.
GCCUCAAGGGGUGCUGGUUUGAUCAUGCGUUUCACUUGGAGAUGAGAGGUAGAGACUCAACAUGUGUUUUCCUUUCAGAGAGGACAAUGAUACGAACAUGAUCAGCGCCGAUGGCUUCUCAAAAUGCGAGGCGACUCUGCAAGAGAGAGGCGGGAGGAGGAGGCCACCUGCAGAGAUGCUCCAUCUGCUGUCAGCUGUGAUUGUCUGGCUGGUGACUGGGACCACCAUCUCCAGCCUCAACAAAUGGAUCUUUGCUGUUUACAACUUCAGGUACCCUCUGCUGCUGUCAGCUCUGCACAUGCUGACAGCCAUAGUGGUGGACUAUGGGCUGAUCAAGCUGCAGGUGAUCCGCCACAGAGGGGUUGAGGAGCAGCACCUGACCCACAGUGCUAAAUGUAAGGUGUUCCUGUUAAGUCUGACUUUCUGUGCAAGCAUUGCUUUUGGGAACAUGGGUCUGAACUGUGUCCAGCUGUCCUUUGCACAAAUGAUCUACACCACCACUCCGCUCUUUACUUUGGCCAUCUCCACGCUGAUCCUGGGCAAGCAACAUCACAUCCUCAAAUACACAGCCAUGAUGCCCAUCUGCCUGGGAGCCUCCUUCAGCAUCAUGGGAGAGGUCCAGUAUGAUCAGACCGGCUGCAUCUUUGUGUUUGCAGCGACCAUGCUGAGGGGUGUCAAGUCCAUUCAGCAGAGCAUCUUACUUCAGGAGGAGAAAAUCAACUCUGUGUUCCUGCUCUACAUGAUGUCCAUUCCCAGCUUCUGCAUCCUGGCCGUGGCAGCUCUGGCCUUAGAGAACUGGGCUAUGCUGGAGUCGCCGUUCCACUACGACCGCCACCUGUGGGUCUUCAUCCUGCUCAGCUGCCUGGGCUCAGUCAUGUACAACCUAGCCAGCUGCUGCGUCAUCACGCUCACCUCAGCCGUCACUCUGCAUAUCCUCGGCAACCUGAGCGUGGUGGGAAACCUGCUGUUGUCUCAGCUGCUGUUCGGCAGCGAGUUGUCCGCCCUCAGCUGCGCCGGCGCCGUGCUGACAUUGUCCGGCAUGCUCAUCUAUCAGAACUCGGAGUUUAUCGUCAGCUACCUGGACGCGCGCAGGGCCAAAGCUGAAAAGGAUUUUCACGCUGCAAGUGGAGAGGACAAAGCUAGUGCAUCUGAACCAACAUAUCAUCAUCAGCAGAGAACGGAGGGGAAACAGGAAGACAAGAUAGACUGAACUGAAAGGAUGAAGGAGAGAAUAAAAUGCGUGGAUAAAAGGAAGAGAACACUGGCGUGUCGUAGUGUGUCAGUGAGGUGAAGAGCAGCGGAGGGAGUGUGACCUUAUAUGGCCAUCAUCACUGAUGAUGUGAUCUUUUUUAGUAUUUUUUUUUUAACUCCCUCACUAAAUCUCCCCUGGUCACACAGAAAGUAGAGUCUGCAGAGAGGGAAAAGGUUGCCUUUAUGUGUCGCGAUGAUAGUUGGAUUCUCUCCUUCAUCUGUAAAUCACUCAUACAUAGCCUAUAGCGGUAUAUGCAUGCACGAGCACACUAAACUGUUUGAUACCUCAUGAGGUAUUCACACUGUCACUCAUACUACACUGUGAAAACGUUCUCAUUGACAGAGGGCUCUAAUCGAUAUUUUUUGGGUGGCUGUCGUGGAUAUUUGCAGGCUGCAGAAAGCCUUGUGUGAGGCUUAGAGAGCACUCCGCCUCAAAUCUGAACGGGCACAAUUUGUAUAAAAAGUAUAUACUAAUGGUACUGUUACCUGACACUCACCUGGCCCUGUCAUGGUAAGGGACUGGGUUUUUGGCAGCUUCUUUUUUGUUAGUAUGUGAAGCUUGUUAAAUAAGGACGCUAAAUCUUUAAUUUAGAGGCAGACGUUACAAUGAGACUCCUCUUAUCCUCUACCGAAGCACACUCUUAAAUAAGAGGCUCCAUGUUUUGUCCUCCCUUACGAACCUCAGUGUGGCUUCCCACUUAAGGCCUAGAUUUUGUUCUCAGGCAGUCUCUGUAGAAUUAGUCCAAUUAUUUCCAUCUUUUACGACAUCGCAGCUCGCCUCGAUAAUUAGGUUCACAAGUUCUCUAAGGAAUGUCACUCAACUUUAGCUGUCUUUUCCCUGCGGAAGAGAUGAGGAAAAAAGAUUGAGAUGUCUUUUAAGGUCGCUUCUUAAAUCCCAACCAAUGUCAUCUGUUAGGUUUAAUUUUUAAACAAAGUUGGUCACCAGCAGGGUCUGAAAUUAACAUUUUUUCUCUGAAUGCCACUGUGGCAGGCAAGUAAAGCCUACCACUCAGAAAUUUGAUCUGCAACUUUUGAAAUCUAUGCGCUAAAAUUAAGGAAUAACAUUUUAGAUCUGAUGUCAAUGUUCGAUAUAUUUUACAU